CGCUCGUGCACUUGGUUUUACUUUAGUAGAAGUUGCCACUGUCCACGUUAUCUGCUUUAUAAACAGGUUUGACAGAAGUUUGCAUGCCUGGCUCUUUUGUCGGGCUGGGUGACCAGUUCUACAGGGAGGCGAUCGAACACUGUCGCAGCUACAAUGCCCGUCUCUGUGCAGAGCGCAGUGUGCGUAUGCCCUUCCUGGACUCACAGACUGGUGUGGCACAAAACAACUGCUACAUCUGGAUGGAAAAACGGCACCGCCAACCAGGCCAGGCAGCGGGACAGAUGUAUACAUACCCUGCUCGCUGCUGGAGAAAGAAGAGGCGACUCCACCCUCCCCUGGAUCCACAACUCCGCCUGUGUGAGCUUCGACUAGAAGCUGAGCUAGCCCCUAAACGUGAGGUCCCGCCAGGCGAGGCCACAGCCUUGGAGGCCCUCCUGAGGGGGGACAACGUACUGGAGAAAAAAAACAACAUCUGUAAGGAAGAGGAGACGUUGCUGGAAAUUCAGAGAGUUCUGGAAGCGGAGGAAAAUGGAGACAGUUUCCACGAUGACGAUGACUUUGAUAUGGACACUCCGAAGAGAAAGAGCAGAAACAGAGGCAAAAACAGAGGAUCCAGUCGCAGAAGGACAGAACCUGUAAACACAGAUGACCAGGACAAACCCUACGUCUGUGAUAAUAGAUACAAACAAAAGCAUAACUCAAAAAAGGCUGAAGAAGUCUGCGGAAAGCGCUACAAGAACCGGCCAGGCCUGAGCUACCACUACACCCACACCCACCUGGCAGAGGAAGAGGGUGAGGAAGAGAAGGAGACAGACAUGGCUCCAUCUCCUCCACGCUACUCAGAUAACCACAAGCCUCAGAAGGCUGCAGACGGCUCCAUCAUCCCCAACGACUACUGUGACUUCUGCCUGGGUGACCAGGACUCAAACAGAAAGACGGGCCAGGCCGAGGAGCUGGUGUCCUGCUCAGACUGUGGACGCUCCGGUCACCCCACGUGUCUGCAGUUCACUGACAACAUGAUGCAGGCGGUGAGGACGUACCAGUGGCAGUGCAUAGAGUGCAAAUCCUGCAGCCUGUGUGGCACCUCAGAGAACGACGACCAGCUGUUGUUCUGUGAUGACUGCGACAGGGGAUACCACAUGUACUGCCUUAAGCCUCCAAUGACUCAACCUCCAGAAGGGAGCUGGAGCUGUCACUUGUGUCUGGACAUGUUAAAAGACAAAGCCUCAGCAUACGGAGAAGCAUAAUCCUCACACAUUCCACACACACAUACAAACAAUAUAUCACAAGUUUCUACCUACACACUAACUGUUUGACAUGCCCACACAUUGGCAGGAAGUUUGUCUCAGAUGGUAGCAAACACACACACAGAUACAGACACUCAUUCAUACACACUCCAGUGCAUUAGCUGGCUCAGGGCAGUGUCCUGUGUGAGGCACAGAGAUGCUCGACCUCUCGUACAGCUGAGCAUAACUCCAGAUGGAAACAGCUCCAACAUGCGAUCUGUGCCAUAAGUCAUCGAACACCAGGCCUGCCAUUCAGUCAUUUCUCUACCUCACCACUCAGCUGACGGCAAAACGCCAAAGCAACAUUUGUAACGGCCAACACUGUGUAGUACAUAUGUUUGUGAAGUACAUACCAACUUAAACCAAACAUGGGUUUUUUUCACGACUGAAAUUAAUUUGAGUUUGAGUUGGAGGAGAUUUUUCUGAAGCUGUGCAAGCUCCACAGAGAGGGAACCUAAAUGGUUUUGACUGAUGUUUGUUUAAAUUCCCCCUCCCAGCUCUCCUCCUCUCCUGUGUUUACACUCUACAGUGACAUUCCUGUUUUAUCUCCGCACAGACUCUAUGCUAGUUAUGCUAUAAUUCACAGGUUUUGUCAAGCUUGGUGAAAGUUAUAUUCCAGUGCUAAGGGGAUGCGAAGCAGCUGGAAUAUCAUUUCUGUAAGAGCCUGAUGACAUUUUUAAUACACAUCUGUGUUUUGUAUCUUUGCAGGUUACUAUGGUGCUAAAUUUGACACUUUGCUAAAUAUUAACAUGUUUUUCAUGGAAAAAAUUAUUUAUUUUUUGUUUAGAUUGCUCAAAUUUUACUGUCAUUGAGAUCAUUGUUAAUGUAAAUCAGUGGUUCCCAAACAUAUUAUGGGAUAAUUCCCAAAAGCCGAAAAAAUGGCUCUGCGCCUUUCUGAUCUCAUCAGAACACUUAAUGAAAUAUUUUUCUAUUAACUCGUAAAAAAGAAAAUGGGGACGCAAGUAAUAAAGAAAUAUGAAAGAUAUCAAAAUAUGAUACUUUAAUAACAAUAAGAACAUACAAAGCUUCUUGAAUUUCAGUCAAAGUUCAUAUUUUCAGCUGCCUGUUAUUCACACAUUUACAGUAUUUUGAAUCUGAUGGCAUUGAAGAAAUACUCUUCUCCAACCUUUUCAUAUGUAGGUACAUUGUUCACUGACUUUUUUUACUGCAAAUACUCUUUCAUAUCAGGGAAAGCACAGUUGGAACAAUUAAAUUCAGUAGUUACUAUCAAACAAGUCAAUAUUUUACUCAGCUAAAGCUGCUAGCCUGAAAAGCUUUCUCACACAAUAGUGUUUACAAGGAUAUCAGUACCAGACUAAUGUAUCAUUUUAGCUAUUUUUAACCCUCCUGUUAUGUUUGUUUCUCAGUAACAGCAAUAAUGUUCCUGGUUCAAUUUGGCCCGAAGCAUAUUUAAUUAUCCAGAAGUGUCAGAACCCCCAAAAAAUCCCAAUACACAUUUUUUAAAUCUAAUUUUUAACUCUAUUACUACCCAUUUAAAUCAAUAUUUAGUGCAAUGGUGUUCUUUAACUGUCACAGAUCAUGGUUCAAUGAAGAUAACUCACUUGUUUUUCAUGAAAAUUCAUGUUCAAACUUUUUUAAAUGUACAUUGGAAGGCCUAAAUAUAAAUACAAUAGUUUUACAUGACAUACAUUUUUGUUUAUUUAAUACUACAUUUAAUUUUUUUUCUUUUUAUUAAGUGAUAUUGAUAAAUUGAAACGACUCCUCUUCAGUCACAUGCCGCACAGAUUUUUAUGCUGCAUUUAGCUACUUUGGAAGGCACAUAUUGCCAAAAAUGGACUUUAAAAAGGGUCAAUUUGACCCGUAACAUACCAGGAGGGUUAAAACAGUAAUCAUUACAUAAGCUCCAUAUUACCAAGACAUUAGCUUCUGGUUUUGUUGGCCAACGUUAGCUGCUUUCAUUAACCUAAGUUAGCUGCCUAGCUAAUAAACGCUAGCUAAGUAAACUGGUAAAGUCCAAAAAAGGAUUCUCCAACUGACUUUUUAAUGUCUCUACUGUACACAUUUUAAACAAAAUCUCUGUGUAAGGAUCUUUAAGAGCAACACAUCCUGGCUGUUGAGGUGAUACAGCUCAAUUUAAAGCUAAAAAUCAGUUCUUCAUGUCUCAUCUAAGGCUAAAAUUGCCCCAUAUCCCCAGCUAAAGGUCUACUGUCUGGCCAAUUGAUACAGACACAAUUGAAUAGCAAUCUUAUUACAAAAGGUACUACUGCCAGCCCUGUUUUCAUAGUAUAGAUGUUUCUGUGAUAACAUUGUAUUGCCUUCUUGUAAAACAUCCCAAAUAACAACAUGGUUUGGAGGUAGGAUUAGUUUGAUUCUAGUUAAAAGCUGUAGGUGGCAAACUAGCUAGCCACACAUUGUCAUUUGCUUUGAACCCUUGUACAUUUGGAUUCAUGAAGAUUUUACUGUUUUUUAAUUUUUUCCCCCAACACUUAGAACCUUUUUGGUACAAAGUAAAGCUUGGGGAGGGCUUUAGUGAAGGAUGAAUUGUCAAAGUUAUGAUUUGAACUUUUGAUGAACAAUACUUCAUGAUGAGCAGCAAAAUAUAAUUUGUAGUUCAAUUCUAAAUCUCACCAUGUGUGUAACCCCCUGAGAUACCUUUUUCACAACUCCUGUAAUUAAACACUUGCUUUGUGUUUAUCAUCAACCCUUAAUUCACACACUUGUGGACCAGCCGUACAGGGAAUAAUAACGUGUCCUGAGUAAACAGUAUUUAAUGGUGAGUCCUGUCUGGAAGUUGUCACAGGUUUGUCAUGCAGUUAAAACCAGUUUAUAUUUUGGAUAUUUACCAUUUUUGUAAACUGUUAAAUUUGUUUCAGAGUAUGUUAAUUAUUUAAACCCCUUCAGUGAAAUGUAUUUUACUGACCUAAAUUUUAGUUUGAUAACUCAAUGCUCUUUAAAGACACUGAUCGUGAAGAGGACAAUGUGAAGAUUUCAAACUCUAGAUGUCCCUCAAUCUACACAUUGUAUAAAAGCCUUGACAGGAUAUCACAAAUUGCAUUUGUAUGUUUUGGGUUUUUUUUAAAUUGUGAGUUUGUGUUUGAUAUUGCUUUUCCACUGACAAUCAUGAGCUAGCAUAGAUACAGUACAUGUUGUUAAUAAUAUGCAGAGUUUUUUUUAUUGUGCUAUUUCAUGCCGAGUUUAAUGACCCUUUGUGUCUUCCUUAUAAAAAUGUUUUGCAUUUAAUUCUCAUUUGAUGCCAUUGUCCAUGGUAAUUCAAAGUGUGUGUUGUGUUUUGUAAAUGUUAUGUUUUGUGAUAAAAUAAAGACUUUACAUACACCUUUUUGCCAGCAUGUCUGGUUUCCCACUCUUAGAUUGUUUGGGUUAUUUUCUUGUAAUUCAGUUCAGGACAUCUUCAUUCAAAUACUGAUAGGAGAAGAAGUUUGAUAAGGAUCAAUUAUAAUCUGAUGGGCAAACAAGCCAUCAUUUUCCUCAUACCUUCUAUCUGCUGGUGUAUUGAUGAUCUGCACAGAAUUACAAUAAAGACAGCAAAUCAUCUCAGAUUUCAUUUUCAGUUUUUACAGUUGUGUAACUGUUAAGUGAAUGUAUUUUGUCAAACCUGUCAUGGAUACUUAAUAAAACCUUUUACAUUUCAGCGAC
This is a messenger RNA of Notolabrus celidotus (New Zealand spotty), 4901 nucleotides long. RefSeq names its product D4, zinc and double PHD fingers, family 3 (gene dpf3). The coding region runs from base 84 to 1247 and encodes 387 amino acids. Gene Ontology annotation, cellular component: nBAF complex. The record is from RefSeq and is a predicted model, not a curated record. Gene Ontology annotation, biological process: nervous system development. The transcript is spliced from 12 exons. Lineage: Eukaryota; Metazoa; Chordata; Actinopteri; Labriformes; Labridae.